AAUGAGAACGUGGCUGGCAGCACCAAAAAUAAGUGAUCACACACUUAUUUUUAACAGACACGCCAACACCAUCAUACAGAAGAAAGAGACGAGAGUGUUUGGAGAGAUAAAUUUUGACAGAGAGAGAGUAAUGGGGAAGAAGGAGGUGGAGGAGGAGCGAAAGGAUGGCGGAGUUGUGGCGGUGGAGCCGAAGCCGAGCAAAGGACGGACCUCGAAAGCGAUCGACUGGUUCGAGAGGCUGAUUGUGAAGCUAAUGUAUGACACUUCACAGCCUCAACACUACCUCUCCGGUAACUUCGCUCCGGUUCACGAUGAGACUCCUCCUUGCAAGAACCUCCCUGUCAUAGGUUACCUUCCGGAUUGCUUGAAUGGUGAGUUUCUCAGGGUUGGCUCAAAUCCGAAGUUUGCUCCAGUGGCUGGAUAUCACAUGUUUGAUGGAGAUGGCAUGGUUCAUGGUAUGCGCAUCAAAGAUGGUAGAGCAACAUAUGUCUCCCGUUAUGUAAGGACAUCACGUCUUAAGCAGGAAGAGUAUUUUGGAGGAUCCAAAUUUAUGAAGAUUGGAGACCUUAAAGGGCUGUUUGGAUUGCUUAUGGUUAACAUGCAAAUGCUGAGAGCAAAGUUGAAAGUAUUGGAUGUUUCAUAUGGAACUGGGACAGGUAACACAGCUCUCAUAUAUCACCACGGGAAGCUUUUGGCACUUUCAGAGGUAGAUAAACCUUAUGUCCUUAAGGUUUUGGAAGAUGGAGAUCUGCAAACCCUUGGCAUGUUGGAUUAUGACAAGAGAUUGACACAUUCCUUCACUGCUCAUCCAAAGGUUGAUCCAUUCACUGGCGAGAUGUUUACCUUUGGCUUUUCACAUACACCACCGUAUAUUACCUACAGAGUUAUUUCAAAGGAUGGUUUCAUGCAUGAUCCUGUACCAAUAACAAUAUCAGACCCUAUCAUGAUGCAUGACUUCGCCAUUACUGAAAAUUAUGCAAUUUUUAUGGAUCUUCCUCUGUACUUUAGACCAGAGGAAAUGGUGAAGGAAAAGUUCAUAUUUACAUUUGAUGCGACUAAAAAAGCUCGUUUUGGUGUUCUUCCACGGUAUGCAAAGGAUGAGCUCCUAAUCAAAUGGUUUGAGUUGCCAAACUGCUUUAUAUUCCAUAAUGCCAAUGCAUGGGAGGAAGGAGAUGAAGUCGUUCUGAUCACUUGCCGCCUUGAGAAUCCAGAUUUGGACAUGGUUAAUGGGGCCGUGAAAGAAAAGCUUGAGAAUUUCACAAAUCAGCUGUAUGAGAUGAGAUUCAACAUGAAAACUGGUUUAGCUUCACAGAAGGAACUAUCAGCAUUUGCUGUAGAUUUUCCCAGGGUAAAUGAGAGCUAUACUGGCAGGAAACAACGAUUUGUAUAUGGAACUAUACUGGACAGCAUAUCAAAAGUCACUGGGAUUAUCAAAUUUGAUUUGCAUGCCGAACCAGAUAUCGGAAGAACAAAACUUGAAGUUGGAGGAAAUGUUCAAGGAAUCAUUGACCUGGGAGCUGGUAGAUUUGGUUCAGAAGCUAUCUUUGUCCCUCGUAAGCCCGGAAUUACUUCUGAAGAAGAUGAUGGUUACUUGAUAUUCUUUGCACAUGAUGAGAACACAGGAAAAUCAGCAGUGAAUGUAAUUGAUGCAAAAACAAUGUCGGCUGAUCCUGUAGCUGUUGUUGAAUUACCCCAUAGAGUUCCUCAUGGAUUUCAUUCCUUCUUUGUGACAGAGGAACAACUUGAAGAACAAGCAAAACUCUGAAGGUUCGGAACCUCUUGAUCGCUUGAAAUAUACUCCCAUAGGUGAAACGCCAGAGCUAUGUAAAAAUAUACACUUGUUGCUCCAAUAAACUCUGCAGAUUGUAUCCGCAGCUCAGUCUAGUGAACAGAUUGUACAUGUAGUAUGAGUGGCUUUAACAAUUGUGAAGAUGAUGACAUUUUACAAAACUUAAAUUACUGUACAAAUGGCAGUAUCCCAAUGAUAGGUCCAUUUUUUCUUGAAUUGUAAGAGCAUUUAAUAUGUUUCUAAUGCCUUAACCUUCAUUAUUGAUACGAAUAGUCAUCUUCUUCUAAUGCUUGUCACUCUCUUGUUACCAGUGUCA
Molecule: messenger RNA, 2105 nt
Organism: Cornus florida
Lineage: Eukaryota; Viridiplantae; Streptophyta; Magnoliopsida; Cornales; Cornaceae
Product: carotenoid 9,10(9',10')-cleavage dioxygenase 1-like
Exons: 14
Coding region: 2-1765 (587 amino acids)
Biological process (GO): carotene catabolic process
Cellular component (GO): chloroplast stroma
Molecular function (GO): carotenoid dioxygenase activity
Source: RefSeq, a predicted model, not a curated record